This is a messenger RNA of Ilex paraguariensis (yerba mate), 5669 nucleotides long. The record is from the annotation of a GenBank genome assembly. NCBI's taxonomy places the organism in Eukaryota, Viridiplantae, Streptophyta, Magnoliopsida, Aquifoliales, Aquifoliaceae.
AUGCAUGAUGCACCACCACCACUCUCAAUGCCGGCAUAUUUGUUAAGCAUAGGGAGUAGGACACUUGGGACCAUUGCUACUGUGGGGACUAUCUUAAAACAGCCGGGUCCACGACACCCUCGGUACAUUGGGUCCAGAGGUGGUGGAGCUGGGGGAGGAUUUGGAAAAGGUGGUGGAGUAGGUGGUGGGCAUGGAAAAGGUGGUGGAGUUGGUGGGGGCGCCGGUGGAGGAUUUGGAAAAGGUGGUGGCAAGGGAGGUGGAGGUGGUGGAGGCGGUGGAUUUGGGGGAGGGGCUGGUGGAGGCAUUGGCAAGGGUGGUGGAGUUGGAGGAGGAGCUGGUGGAGGAGUAGGUGGUGGAGCUGGGGGAGGUGUUGGUGGAGGCAUUGGUAAGGGUGGUGGAGUUGGAGGGGGAGCUGGUGGAGGAGUAGGUGGUGGAGCUGGGGGAGGAUUUGGAAAAGGUGGUGGAGUAGGUGGUGGGCAUGGAAAAGGUGGUGGAGUUGGUGGGGGCGCCGGUGGAGGAUUUGGAAAAGGUGGUGGCAAGGGAGGUGGAGGUGGUGGAGGCGGUGGAUUUGGGGGAGGGGCUGGUGGAGGCAUUGGCAAGGGUGGUGGAGUUGGAGGAGGAGCUGGUGGAGGAGUAGGUGGUGGAGCUGGGGGAGGUGUUGGUGGAGGCAUUGGUAAGGGUGGUGGAGUUGGAGGGGGAGCUGGUGGAGGAGUAGGUGGUGGAGCUGGGGGAGGAUUUGGAAAAGGUGGUGGAGUAGGUGGUGGGCAUGGAAAAGGUGGUGGAGUUGGUGGGGGCGCCGGUGGAGGAUUUGGAAAAGGUGGUGGCAAGGGAGGUGGAGGUGGUGGAGGCGGUGGAUUUGGGGGAGGGGCUGGUGGAGGCAUUGGCAAGGGUGGUGGAGUUGGAGGAGGAGCUGGUGGAGGAGUAGGUGGUGGAGCUGGGGGAGGUGUUGGUGGAGGCAUUGGUAAGGGUGGUGGAGUUGGAGGGGGAGCUGGUGGAGGAGUAGGUGGUGGAGCUGGGGGAGGAUUUGGAAAAGGUGGUGGAGUAGGUGGUGGGCAUGGAAAAGGUGGUGGAGUUGGUGGGGGCGCCGGUGGAGGAUUUGGAAAAGGUGGUGGCAAGGGAGGUGGAGGUGGUGGAGGCGGUGGAUUUGGGGGAGGGGCUGGUGGAGGCAUUGGCAAGGGUGGUGGAGUUGGAGGAGGAGCUGGUGGAGGAGUAGGUGGUGGAGCUGGGGGAGGUGUUGGUGGAGGCAUUGGUAAGGGUGGUGGAGUUGGAGGGGGAGCUGGUGGAGGAGUAGGUGGUGGAGCUGGGGGAGGAUUUGGAAAAGGUGGUGGAGUAGGUGGUGGGCAUGGAAAAGGUGGUGGAGUUGGUGGGGGCGCCGGUGGAGGAUUUGGAAAAGGUGGUGGCAAGGGAGGUGGAGGUGGUGGAGGCGGUGGAUUUGGGGGAGGGGCUGGUGGAGGCAUUGGCAAGGGUGGUGGAGUUGGAGGAGGAGCUGGUGGAGGAGUAGGUGGUGGAGCUGGGGGAGGUGUUGGUGGAGGCAUUGGUAAGGGUGGUGGAGUUGGAGGGGGAGCUGGUGGAGGAGUAGGUGGUGGAGCUGGGGGAGGAUUUGGAAAAGGUGGUGGAGUAGGUGGUGGGCAUGGAAAAGGUGGUGGAGUUGGUGGGGGCGCCGGUGGAGGAUUUGGAAAAGGUGGUGGCAAGGGAGGUGGAGGUGGUGGAGGCGGUGGAUUUGGGGGAGGGGCUGGUGGAGGCAUUGGCAAGGGUGGUGGAGUUGGAGGAGGAGCUGGUGGAGGAGUAGGUGGUGGAGCUGGGGGAGGUGUUGGUGGAGGCAUUGGUAAGGGUGGUGGAGUUGGAGGGGGAGCUGGUGGAGGAGUAGGUGGUGGAGCUGGGGGAGGAUUUGGAAAAGGUGGUGGAGUAGGUGGUGGGCAUGGAAAAGGUGGUGGAGUUGGUGGGGGCGCCGGUGGAGGAUUUGGAAAAGGUGGUGGCAAGGGAGGUGGAGGUGGUGGAGGCGGUGGAUUUGGGGGAGGGGCUGGUGGAGGCAUUGGCAAGGGUGGUGGAGUUGGAGGAGGAGCUGGUGGAGGAGUAGGUGGUGGAGCUGGGGGAGGUGUUGGUGGAGGCAUUGGUAAGGGUGGUGGAGUUGGAGGGGGAGCUGGUGGAGGAGUAGGUGGUGGAGCUGGGGGAGGAUUUGGAAAAGGUGGUGGAGUAGGUGGUGGGCAUGGAAAAGGUGGUGGAGUUGGUGGGGGCGCCGGUGGAGGAUUUGGAAAAGGUGGUGGCAAGGGAGGUGGAGGUGGUGGAGGCGGUGGAUUUGGGGGAGGGGCUGGUGGAGGCAUUGGCAAGGGUGGUGGAGUUGGAGGAGGAGCUGGUGGAGGAGUAGGUGGUGGAGCUGGGGGAGGUGUUGGUGGAGGCAUUGGUAAGGGUGGUGGAGUUGGAGGGGGAGCUGGUGGAGGAGUAGGUGGUGGAGCUGGGGGAGGAUUUGGAAAAGGUGGUGGAGUAGGUGGUGGGCAUGGAAAAGGUGGUGGAGUUGGUGGGGGCGCCGGUGGAGGAUUUGGAAAAGGUGGUGGCAAGGGAGGUGGAGGUGGUGGAGGCGGUGGAUUUGGGGGAGGGGCUGGUGGAGGCAUUGGCAAGGGUGGUGGAGUUGGAGGAGGAGCUGGUGGAGGAGUAGGUGGUGGAGCUGGGGGAGGUGUUGGUGGAGGCAUUGGUAAGGGUGGUGGAGUUGGAGGGGGAGCUGGUGGAGGAGUAGGUGGUGGAGCUGGGGGAGGAUUUGGAAAAGGUGGUGGAGUAGGUGGUGGGCAUGGAAAAGGUGGUGGAGUUGGUGGGGGCGCCGGUGGAGGAUUUGGAAAAGGUGGUGGCAAGGGAGGUGGAGGUGGUGGAGGCGGUGGAUUUGGGGGAGGGGCUGGUGGAGGCAUUGGCAAGGGUGGUGGAGUUGGAGGAGGAGCUGGUGGAGGAGUAGGUGGUGGAGCUGGGGGAGGUGUUGGUGGAGGCAUUGGUAAGGGUGGUGGAGUUGGAGGGGGAGCUGGUGGAGGAGUAGGUGGUGGAGCUGGGGGAGGAUUUGGAAAAGGUGGUGGAGUAGGUGGUGGGCAUGGAAAAGGUGGUGGAGUUGGUGGGGGCGCCGGUGGAGGAUUUGGAAAAGGUGGUGGCAAGGGAGGUGGAGGUGGUGGAGGCGGUGGAUUUGGGGGAGGGGCUGGUGGAGGCAUUGGCAAGGGUGGUGGAGUUGGAGGAGGAGCUGGUGGAGGAGUAGGUGGUGGAGCUGGGGGAGGUGUUGGUGGAGGCAUUGGUAAGGGUGGUGGAGUUGGAGGGGGAGCUGGUGGAGGAGUAGGUGGUGGAGCUGGGGGAGGAUUUGGAAAAGGUGGUGGAGUAGGUGGUGGGCAUGGAAAAGGUGGUGGAGUUGGUGGGGGCGCCGGUGGAGGAUUUGGAAAAGGUGGUGGCAAGGGAGGUGGAGGUGGUGGAGGCGGUGGAUUUGGGGGAGGGGCUGGUGGAGGCAUUGGCAAGGGUGGUGGAGUUGGAGGAGGAGCUGGUGGAGGAGUAGGUGGUGGAGCUGGGGGAGGUGUUGGUGGAGGCAUUGGUAAGGGUGGUGGAGUUGGAGGGGGAGCUGGUGGAGGAGUAGGUGGUGGAGCUGGGGGAGGAUUUGGAAAAGGUGGUGGAGUAGGUGGUGGGCAUGGAAAAGGUGGUGGAGUUGGUGGGGGCGCCGGUGGAGGAUUUGGAAAAGGUGGUGGCAAGGGAGGUGGAGGUGGUGGAGGCGGUGGAUUUGGGGGAGGGGCUGGUGGAGGCAUUGGCAAGGGUGGUGGAGUUGGAGGAGGAGCUGGUGGAGGAGUAGGUGGUGGAGCUGGGGGAGGUGUUGGUGGAGGCAUUGGUAAGGGUGGUGGAGUUGGAGGGGGAGCUGGUGGAGGAGUAGGUGGUGGAGCUGGGGGAGGAUUUGGAAAAGGUGGUGGAGUAGGUGGUGGGCAUGGAAAAGGUGGUGGAGUUGGUGGGGGCGCCGGUGGAGGAUUUGGAAAAGGUGGUGGCAAGGGAGGUGGAGGUGGUGGAGGCGGUGGAUUUGGGGGAGGGGCUGGUGGAGGCAUUGGCAAGGGUGGUGGAGUUGGAGGAGGAGCUGGUGGAGGAGUAGGUGGUGGAGCUGGGGGAGGUGUUGGUGGAGGCAUUGGUAAGGGUGGUGGAGUUGGAGGGGGAGCUGGUGGAGGAGUAGGUGGUGGAGCUGGGGGAGGAUUUGGAAAAGGUGGUGGAGUAGGUGGUGGGCAUGGAAAAGGUGGUGGAGUUGGUGGGGGCGCCGGUGGAGGAUUUGGAAAAGGUGGUGGCAAGGGAGGUGGAGGUGGUGGAGGCGGUGGAUUUGGGGGAGGGGCUGGUGGAGGCAUUGGCAAGGGUGGUGGAGUUGGAGGAGGAGCUGGUGGAGGAGUAGGUGGUGGAGCUGGGGGAGGUGUUGGUGGAGGCAUUGGUAAGGGUGGUGGAGUUGGAGGGGGAGCUGGUGGAGGAGUAGGUGGUGGAGCUGGGGGAGGAUUUGGAAAAGGUGGUGGAGUAGGUGGUGGGCAUGGAAAAGGUGGUGGAGUUGGUGGGGGCGCCGGUGGAGGAUUUGGAAAAGGUGGUGGCAAGGGAGGUGGAGGUGGUGGAGGCGGUGGAUUUGGGGGAGGGGCUGGUGGAGGCAUUGGCAAGGGUGGUGGAGUUGGAGGAGGAGCUGGUGGAGGAGUAGGUGGUGGAGCUGGGGGAGGUGUUGGUGGAGGCAUUGGUAAGGGUGGUGGAGUUGGAGGGGGAGCUGGUGGAGGAGUAGGUGGUGGAGCUGGGGGAGGAUUUGGAAAAGGUGGUGGAGUAGGUGGUGGGCAUGGAAAAGGUGGUGGAGUUGGUGGGGGCGCCGGUGGAGGAUUUGGAAAAGGUGGUGGCAAGGGAGGUGGAGGUGGUGGAGGCGGUGGAUUUGGGGGAGGGGCUGGUGGAGGCAUUGGCAAGGGUGGUGGAGUUGGAGGAGGAGCUGGUGGAGGAGUAGGUGGUGGAGCUGGGGGAGGUGUUGGUGGAGGCAUUGGUAAGGGUGGUGGAGUUGGAGGGGGAGCUGGUGGAGGAGUAGGUGGUGGAGCUGGGGGAGGAUUUGGAAAAGGUGGUGGAGUAGGUGGUGGGCAUGGAAAAGGUGGUGGGGGCGCCGGUGGAGGAUUUGGAAAAGGUGGUGGUGGAGGAAUCGGAAAAGGUGGUGGGGUUGGUGGAGGUGCUGGUGGUGGAAUAGGAGGUGGCUCUGGUGGUGGAGUCGGCGGAGGAUUCGGCAAAGGUGGCGGAAUUGGUGGAGGUAUAGGAGGAGGUGCUGGCGGUGGGUUUGGUGGAGGAGCAGGUGGGGGUGGAGGCGGUGGAUUUGGUGGCGGAGGUGGUGGAUUUGGUGGCGGAGGUGGUGGUGGAAUUGGACAUCCCUGAAAACGUUGCAUGAAAAUAGACAGACAUACAAGAAUGCAUCUGUGCAGAAGUAACGAGAGUCUAAUGACACUACUAUCCUAUUCCUAUAUUAAUUCCCAUCGUUAGUACGUGGAAAAUUUUUCACGUUUGUUUUAGCUAAAUCUCUCCCUACCUAUUCUCAUAUGUGUUCACUUAUUCUGCUUUAGAUGUUUGUCCCCAUCCCCAAUUUACUAUAAAUACAAAUAUUUCUAUUCCUUAAUAUCUUUGCUUGCAACAUCUGUCAUUCAUCGUUCGGUUCAUUUGAUUCAAUUAAUAAAAAC